AUGCAUCCGGAAAUUGAAGCACUCAAGCGACGUAAUCGCGCCGCGGGAAAACGGCUGGUGCCUAUUGAACCUGAUCAUACCAACAGGCAAUCGCGUUCCACUUCCUGCAGUGUGAGGCGUAAUGGUUCCAUUUCUUCACUUACCGCUCGAACCCCUCAAAGUCUCGAACAAUCUGCUGAGCGAGUUCAUGAGGAACGCAGACAAGUUAGCAGUUUAACAUCGCGGUUUACAGCAACAGCACCCAUUUCCGUCAACAAAUCGUAUAACAAUAGGAAUGAUGGAAUGUACACGGUGGCUAAUGGCCGUAUGGGGCAGAAACCUCAGUUAUCCAUUCCAAGAGUACCAGCAAGGCCACCUGUGGGUGUUCGUGGUAAAACUCGCAAUAAUUUAGGAAGUUUUGUUAGAACCCCGACCAAUGGAGAAGAUCCCGUUGCGUGUGUGAGUGGCCCCGCUGUGGCAAAUGUGUCGAAGGUUGGAAAUAAAAUAUCUCCGGAAAUGUGUCACAUGCCAUCUAGUGGGGGCCUCUCCAGUACUUCUGUGCACCCAGCGGAAAAAGACGUAAUUGAAGAAGAGUACCGACAACACGUGGAAGAAAGCUUAAAUGACGGAGAUGAGGUAUCUUCUCUUGGGGGCCAUCUCGCCAAGCAUGAGUUUAAGUCUGUACCAGAUCAUAUUCGUAGGAUGCUGGAAGGAGAUAGAAUAGAAGAACCGUAUACAACAAAGCUUUGGGAACAGAUAAAUACGGACGAGGGGCGACGAACUAAUGGCUAUUACGAAUGCAUCCGCUGCGGUAUGCCUUUGGUGUCACCUAAGCACCAAAUACGUUUUUUCACGCGCGGUAUUGCAGCGUUUUCGCUUAUGCAUUGGGACGGCGUGGAGGUGCGUGUUGGAGGCGUUGCUUCUUCAAACAACAAAUCGAAGAGUCGCGGCACCUCAGAGGCACUUCAGUUGCAGGUGCGUUGUAAAUGUUGCUCAGGUUUUGUUGGCAUUCUUGUGCCCGAUCCAGAAGGGGAACCCCGCAAUAUAUUUGUUGUGAACAGUUGCUGUUUGAGUUACGUGAAGGAUAAAACAACACGGUGUAAACUCAGUAAACCGUGUGGUGCUCACGGAGAUGACGGUGAUGGAAGCGGAAUGAAGCGAUUAAAUAGCCGAAACAGCAGGGCCUCUGAAGGUGACGUAGAGAUAGAUUUCAAUGACCCAGAUAUAUUCGAGAUUGAUUAA
Messenger RNA from Trypanosoma brucei brucei TREU927, 1221 nucleotides. RefSeq lists its product as hypothetical. NCBI's taxonomy places the organism in Eukaryota, Euglenozoa, Kinetoplastea, Trypanosomatida, Trypanosomatidae. Bases 1 to 1221 code for a protein of 406 amino acids. The transcript has a single exon. The record is from RefSeq and is a predicted model, not a curated record.